Messenger RNA from Osmia bicornis bicornis, 5815 nucleotides. RefSeq names its product adenylate cyclase type 10-like. The record is from RefSeq and is a predicted model, not a curated record. The transcript has 29 exons. Bases 1 to 4911 code for a protein of 1636 amino acids. NCBI's taxonomy places the organism in Eukaryota, Metazoa, Arthropoda, Insecta, Hymenoptera, Megachilidae. Gene Ontology annotation, cellular component: cytoplasm. Gene Ontology annotation, molecular function: adenylate cyclase activity. Gene Ontology annotation, biological process: intracellular signal transduction; cyclic nucleotide biosynthetic process.
AUGCUUGGACACGUGAACAGUGCGGCUAGACAAGCUUGGAGAAAUAAGCGCAAAAGAAUGAAGAAUGAAGGUAUUAAAUAUUACGUGGAAAUGGAAACCAAAUCGAAAGUAGCGCAAUUAAGACUAGAAUACCACACGAAAAUAUUUGCUUCGAUGUGUCCAGAUGAGAUUCUGGAUCAUUAUGACGAUUAUCAUACCAGGAUGUACUAUACCACUUUAAUGCUUGGUGAUGUGUCAGGCUUUACUGAUCUCGCUGAGAAAUACACGAAAACCGGAAGGGGUGGUCCAUCGAAGUUAACGGAGACUUUGAACAGUUACAUCGGUGCGAUGGUGCAGGAGAUACUUUCGCACAACGGAGACGUGUUAAAAUUUUCUGGAGAUGCUUUCAUAGUGAUGUGGAAGCUCCACGAAGGGAUGAUGAUGAGGGAUUUAGCGAUCGAAGCGAUGCAAACCGCGUGUAUCAUUCAGAAGCACUUUGGAACUUACGAUACGGAUGUUGGAGUCACCCUUAGGGUAAAAUUAGCCAUCGCUUCUGGAAAGACGUACUUCACGUCCAUUGGUGAUUCAGAAUCCAGAUCUCAUUAUAUCAUCACAGGACAACCGGUGUGGGAUGUAAAAUUCGCUGAAGGUCUCUGCAGAGGUGGUGAUAUCCUGGUGGCCCCUAGCAGCUGGCAAUGGGUAAAUCCAAACGAAUACGUUCACGAGAAACUUCCUGACGGUAUACACACCCUUAUUUUAGCAUGUACAAGCAUGUGGUAUCAUCCAAGAGACGAAGAAAUACCAAUCGGCAGCACCGAAGAUGAAGACACUGAAAUAUACAGAGACACACACGACUCCUUAUUGAUGUCCAGAACAACACUUGAUCCACUGUCCGAUAUAAUGUUACCUGGAAACAAGUACAAUAGUCAAAUUUUCAAGCAGGUCGAUUACAGUUUACGACCAAAAGUUGUGAAAAUAGCAAAGGCUCGUUUGAAAGACGCUCUAAUAAGCUAUAUGCUGAGGCCGGUUGUUAGGUCCGUGGAAAUGGACGAGCCGUUAGAAUAUUUGACCGAAAUGAGACAAGUAGUGAUUCUCUUCAUCAACGUAAUCACCUCGAACAUAAGCAAGAGAGCUCUGAUUGCAUUGGUUAAUGCCACCUACAAACUAGUCGGCCAAAUCGUCGGUGAAAUGCACGGAUGCGUGAACAAGACGUCCCUCUUCGACAAGGAUCUAAUGUUCCUCUGCGUCUUCGGUUUGAGAGGCGACAAACACGAGCUGGAGUCUCAGAUUGGUCUCAGAUGCGCGUCAAAGUUACGAAGCAACCUCGUGGAACUCGAUAAUGUUAAAUCAGUCACUGUUGGCGUUACCACCGGGAUGACGUACUGUGGGGUCGUUGGUCACAUCCUGCGAAGAGAAUACACUGUUAUUGGAAUGUCGGUGAACAAGGCUGCAAGACUUAUGGUGGCGUAUCGUGACAAGGUGGUUUGCGAUCGAGAAAGUUUCCUCCAUUCUCACCUGGAAGCGAGGCACUUCAUUCUGCAAGAACCAAGAUACUUGAAGGGAAUCACGAACGUCGGUCCUAUAUACGAGUUUCAAGAGCAGCCAAAAUAUACUGUGUCGGAUUUAGUGUGGAACAAGUACCCAUUGCUAGGUCGAGAAACAGAAAUUAAAUUGUUCAGGGCUAUGCUGAUGAAACUAUUGGAAUACUCUGCUCUAGAAAAGAAUGCAAGUACUGCCAGGCCAGAAUACAACACCCUGAUUAUAAAAGGCGAACCACGAAUAGGUAAGACAAGAAUUCUCGACGAGUUCACCCAAAAUAUUCCAUUGGGAGUUCGCUGCAACUAUAUCUCUCUGCACACGGAAGACGCCAAGGCCCCGUACAGUCUGGUACACCUAAUAUUCUCAGUGCCACUCGGUUUCACGGUGACAUCAACUCGAAAAGAGCGAGAAGAUAAGUUACUUCUUCGACUAGGAAAAGUGAAACGUCCUCAUUACCUCUGCAUCCUGAAUCAACCGUUCAACGUGCGUUUCUCGAUCAGUCAUCGAUACAAUAUUCUUUCGGAGCCUCAAAGGCAAAAGGUUCUCCGAAAAUUCCUGUUGAAGCUAUUGAAAGGCUGCUUCGACGACCUCUGGAUCAUCAUCGUCGACGAUGCGGAGUAUAGCGAUAACGAGUCCUUACAAGUUUUCGACGUUCUAACGAAAAAGGACAGGGUGUUAUUCAUACUAAGCGUAGGGAUGAAACUCAGCACGGAAUAUAAGAUGUGUUCAAAUAUUUUAAGCAGAGCAAAGGUCAUUAAUCUGCCUGGAGUAGACAGAUGGUACCAUGCUGGUCUGGCCUGCCAGAUCCUCAACGUGAGCGGUAUACCAGCAGAGUUAGAAAAACUCAUACAAGAAAGAAGCUUUGGAAAUCCAGGCUGGAUCGAAAGCUACUUGGACAGUGUGCUUUCUUUAUUGGAACAAGAUACAAACGGUAUUCAUAAAUCUGCCGCGAUCGUGGAAAGUGAGGAGGGAAUGAUCGCGGUUUGCAAUCUUUCAGAGAAUUUCACUUACGAAGAUGUUAAUCCAGAGAUUACCAUGGAUGUGAUGAUUUUGAAGCUGUUCGAUUCCUUGACUCCUCUGGAUCAACUUCUCUUGAAAUGUGCUUCUGUGAUCGGGGAAACUGUGAAUAGACACAUGCUGGAACAUCUUAUGACCAUCACUUCCAAAAGAGAAAUUGGACUUGCUGUUUUAAAGCUGUUCGAAAUACGAGUGUUUGGAUGCGCAAUCGGAGACUUCUCUAGGAACACAGGACCGAUAAUCUUCAUCAGAAACAUGCGAAAUCCUACUUCAGAGAUAGACGUAUUCUGCAACUGCAUUGGCCUUCACAUUCCAGAGGCACUGGAAGAUUUGCCAAGAUACGCCUCUUGUGGCCUGAUGAGGUUCAAAAUGACUAUGUUUCGCGAUACGACUUAUCGAUUACUCACGGAAAAUCAGAAAAUGGAACUACACAAUCAAGCAUUGAAAUAUCUGCAACAGUAUACGAGACGUUGCGUGUCCUGUGGCGAAGGACAAUUUGCGAAACUAUUAGGGAAAGUAUCGAAGAAGGAAGAAAGGAGGAAGAGGACGACCAACAUAGAUGACAUUUUUGGUACUGUGACAUUCGACGAGAUAAUUGUCCCUGGCGAUGAGCGAAGAAAAGAGAAAGCACUUCUCGCCUGCUUGGACAUAUUUAGAGGCAUGGAAAAGAAGCCUACAGCGACAUUUUCAGACGCUGACUUUUCUGAUUGUCAUUGUCAUUUGAUCCUGAUGACUGUGUAUACUCAAAUACUGGAGCACUGUCGUGGAAUUGGGAAUAUUGAAAUGACACUGGUAGCCAUUCUGGAGUUUGUUGAAAUUUGUCUACUCUAUAGCAACAUACCUCAAGCAAGAAGACUUCUAACAGAAGGUGAAACUGUUCUCGGCGAGCUAUUUAAAUCGAAAGAUGAUGAAAUGGUUAUGCUACCUUAUCUCACUUCCAAGAUUCAGACCCUUCAGGGUCGGUGUUUCCUCGAAAGCGGUUCCAUAUUCGAGGCCGAACAUAUCCUCGAAAUGGCCUUGGAAAAUUUGGGACAUAAGUUUCCCAGGCUCGAGAUAAUGAUCGAUCUAAGUUCAGUCGUGCAAUUGAUACAACUUAAAAUGAAUCUUGCCUGCACGAGGGAUUGGACGCUGGACAACAAUUAUGUAACAGACAGCUACGACUAUACUGAACAAUUGGCCGAGUGUUUAACGCAGAUGUUCGACCUCUUCAGGAUCAAAGGCAUGAAAAGACACGCUCGUUUAGCGGCGAUUUGGGGCUUGAACGCGGCCCUCACUUCCAACAAGGAUCUAUUUGUCCUCUGCGCGUCUUACACCAACAUGCUAAUUACAGCGCACAUGUACCAAGAUAGGACUGUGAUCCCAUAUCUGGAACAGAAAAGCAUCAACAUUUGCAACGAAUGCAAAGACGCCCUCGAAGCGCAAGAGUUGAAUAUGGUCGCUGAACUUUACGCAGGAAUAUUCUUCUCACGUUGGGUGAGAGGACAAAUAUCGAAAGCCGUUCAGAUCGGCUUCAUCUGCAGCAGAAUGGCCAGUACCAUAGGAUCCAACUUCCUGAAACUGUUGAUCCUCCCUCGAUUGGCUCAUCUUCUCAUGAUCUCUUGUCGUCACUCGGAAGUGAUCACCCAAUUGCGUGAAUUGGAAUUUGUAUCUCGUAAUGACCUGGACAAGUCUGGACUUACUUGGUACUAUGCACUUUGCGCCGACGUUCAUUUAGACACCGGAUUGACGGUUCUCUCCUUUGAUAAUUGCGAACAAUAUUUUCUUCGAGAGGGUGAACAAAUGAUUAGCCUGCACGAUCCGGAAGCGGAAAGACGGUACUUCACUUCAAUGUGGUUGUGGUGUAUCAGGACUGAACAAUGGGAGGCUGCUAAAGUAUGGACUGGAAGAAGUGUAGAAAGUGCACCCAUGAUGGAUGAACAUAUAGUAGCAGCAACAAUGACUUCUUGCAAAAAACUUGAAGGUCUACUUGUUCUCUAUGUUCAUAAAAUAAAUAGCAGAAAUGUUGAUGCCAUCAUCACUAUGAGACAGAUAGAACAUAUGCUGAAAGAAUUGAAGAAAACGGUCAAGAUCGUCCGAAUCAUGAUUCCCAGAUACAUGUUACUGAAAGGAUACUAUUAUAUGACACAGUUUCGAAAAAAUACAGCGUUAAAGAUAUUGAAACGAUUGAAAAAGGUGUGCCAGAAAAUGGAGAACAAAAUGAUAUACACCUGGGCAAUGCAUUGUGAAAAGGCUUGGUCAGGUAGAAUAUCUCCUGUACAAGAAGAUAUGUGGAAAGAAAUCUCACAAAGUCAAAUGAAAGUCAAAUGGGACGAAAUUAAUGUGAACGAUUCGAACAUGGUAUCCUUUACCUUUCCCCUACCAAAGUAUAGUAAUUGACCAAAAUGUAUAAUAAUAAUUAAUUGUAAUUAUAAAUGACCUGUCCGUUUCUAUGAAGCUUUAAAAAUAAAUAAAUAAAUUAUAGUUUUCAUGGUAAAUUAAAUUGAAGUUCGAAAUAAAUGACGAGUUGAUCUUCAAAUUUUUCUUCUCAUUUACGAAAUAAAAUUCUAGUCGAUAAAUCAGUAAACAGCGUAAAUAAAUCCACUAUGUCGUAAGUAAUUUUGACAAUAAUUUUCCGAUUUCUUUCAGUAUUAUAUACCAUUUAGUACAAUCAUCCACUGUGUCUGUUAACUUAGCAUCCAAGCAAAUGGUUCAUGUCAACAGUGUCCACCUUCUUGCAAUGUAAUUCCUGCAGAAAUUUUACAGGGACCACCUGAUAAUUCAUGUACUGUAUGUUUCCAAACGCCGAGUCAUAAUUCAUAUGAUGAAUUACUAAUUAUUCUCUCUCUGUAAUAACAGGUUCAUUAUUCAAUACAUCCUUUUACACCUUAUAGUCCUCCUUAUACUCCUUUUUCUCCUCGAAGUUACACAUAUUGGCAUAAUAAAUACCAGCCAUAUACAACAUUACGCAAUGUUUGCAGCAAUACCUGUCCUCCUUAUAGUAAGAUACAAAUUUUAGAACAAUGAUACAAAGAAAUAAAAUGCACCCUAACAUUGUAACCAUUUUUUAUUUUUCAGCAUCUAGUGUUUACAGAUGUUAAACUUAUCAGACAAUGUAACAUGUAUUGUGUCUGCGUAAACACCUUAAAUAUCAUUUUUUGUAAUAAUUGAAUAAAAUGUGUAAUAAAAACUGUGUAGAUUAUACUAUUUUAUUUGUACAUAAGCUGUAUAAGAUGAAAUAGGUACCAGUUUAUGUAUUAAUAAUUUUAUUUUAAUGCAUACUGUAAGUUACACUUAUAAUAUA